This is a messenger RNA of Aspergillus chevalieri, 2358 nucleotides long. It is a transcript of the gene acoA, whose product is annotated as aconitate hydratase ACO1. NCBI's taxonomy places the organism in Eukaryota, Fungi, Ascomycota, Eurotiomycetes, Eurotiales, Aspergillaceae. Gene Ontology annotation, cellular component: cytosol; mitochondrion. Gene Ontology annotation, molecular function: aconitate hydratase activity; 4 iron, 4 sulfur cluster binding. The transcript has 6 exons. The record is from RefSeq and is a predicted model, not a curated record. The coding region runs from base 1 to 2358 and encodes 785 amino acids. Gene Ontology annotation, biological process: tricarboxylic acid cycle.
AUGAUCUCCUCAAGGCUCGCGCGCAUGGGUGCGCUGGCCCCUAAGUCCCGUGCUUUCUUCGGAAACCGGGGCAUGGCCACCGUCACUGACAGCCCUCUCGACAAGAAGGUCGAGAUGACCCAUUGGGAGAAGGGUAACUACAUCAACUACAAGAAGAUGUCAGAGAACCUUGACAUUGUCCGCCAGCGCCUGAGCCGUCCUCUCACCUAUGCUGAGAAGAUCCUGUACUCUCACCUUGACGACCCUCACGGCCAGGACAUCGAGCGUGGCAAGUCGUACCUGAAAAUGCGCCCCGACCGUGUUGCUUGCCAGGAUGCCACUGCUCAGAUGGCCAUCCUUCAGUUCAUGUCGGCUGGUAUGCCGUCCGUCGCCACUCCCACCACCGUCCACUGUGACCACUUGAUCGAGGCCCAGGUUGGUGGUGACCAGGAUCUUGCGCGUGCCAAUGAUAUCAACAAGGAAGUCUACGACUUCCUUUCCACUGCUACCGGCAAGUACAACAUUGGUUUCUGGAAGCCCGGCUCCGGUAUCAUUCACCAAAUUGUCCUGGAGAAUUACGCUUUCCCGGGUGGUCUGAUGAUCGGUACCGACUCUCAUACCCCUAACGCCGGUGGUCUCGCCAUGUCUGCCAUUGGUGUCGGUGGUGCUGAUGCUGUCGACGUCAUGGCUGGUCUUCCUUGGGAGUUGAAGGCUCCUAAGGUCAUUGGUGUCCGCCUGACCGGUCAGAUGUCCGGCUGGACUGCUCCUAAGGACAUUAUCCUUAAGGUUGCUGGUCUCCUUACCGUCAAGGGUGGUACUGGUGCCAUCAUUGAGUACCACGGUCCUGGUGUCGACUCUCUGUCUUGCACUGGUAUGGGUACCAUCUGUAACAUGGGUGCCGAAAUUGGUGCCACCACCUCGCUCUUCCCCUACAACGACCGCAUGUACGACUACCUCAAGGCCACCAAGCGUCAGAACAUUGCCGACUUCGCCCGGAGCUACGGCAAGGAGCUCCGCGAGGACGAGGGUGCUGAGUACGACCAGCUGAUUGAGAUCAACCUCUCCGAGCUCGAGCCUCACAUCAACGGCCCCUUCACUCCUGACCUUGCUACCCCCAUCUCCAAGUUUAAGGAGGCUGUUGACACCAACAAGUGGCCUGAGGACCUCAAGGUUGGUCUGAUUGGUUCUUGCACCAACUCCUCGUAUGAGGACAUGUCCCGUGCCGCCUCCAUUGCGCGUGACGCUCUUGACCACGGUAUCAAGUCCAAGUCUCUCUUCACUGUCACCCCUGGUUCUGAGCAGAUCCGCGCCACCAUUGAGCGUGACGGUCAGCUUCAGACCCUUGAGGAGUUCGGUGGUGUCAUCCUUGCCAACGCUUGCGGUCCCUGCAUUGGCCAGUGGGACCGUAAGGAUGUGAAGAAGGGCGAGCCCAACUCCAUCAUCUCUUCCUACAACCGUAACUUCACCGGUCGUAAUGACGCUAACCCCGCCACCCACGCCUUCGUUACCUCCCCUGACCUUGUCGUUGCCAUGACCAUUGCCGGUACCCUCAAGUUCAACCCUCUUACCGACACCCUCAAGGACAAGGACGGCAAGGAGUUCAUGCUCAAGGCUCCCUCUGGUGAGGGUCUCCCUGCCCAGGGCUACGACCCCGGCCGUGACACCUACCAGGCUCCCCCCGCGGACCGUGAGUCCAUCAGCGUCGCUGUCUCUCCCGAGAGUGACCGUCUCCAGCUCCUGGCCGGAUUCAAGGCCUGGGAUGGCAAGGAUGCCACCAACCUCCCCAUCCUUAUCAAGUGUGAGGGCAAGACCACUACCGACCACAUCUCCAUGGCCGGUCCUUGGUUGAAGUACCGUGGUCACCUUGACAACAUCUCCAACAACAUGUUGAUCGGUGCCGUCAACGCCGAGAACGGUGAGGCCAACAAGGUCAAGAACGCCUUCACUGGCGACUACGAUGCUGUCCCUGCUACUGCUCGUGAUUACAAGGCUCGGGGUGUCAAGUGGGUUGUCAUUGGUGACUGGAACUACGGUGAGGGUAGCUCUCGUGAGCACGCUGCCCUUGAGCCUCGUCACCUUGGUGGUCUUGCUAUCAUUACUCGCAGCUUCGCCCGUAUCCACGAAACCAACUUGAAGAAGCAGGGUAUGCUUCCUCUCACCUUCUCUGACCCCGCCGACUACGACAAGAUCCAGCCCACCGACACUGUCGAUCUCCUCUGCACUGAGCUCGAGGUUGGCAAGCCUAUGACCCUCCGUGUCCACCCCAAGGACGGUGCCACCUACGACAUCAAGCUCAGCCACACUUUCAACGAGUCCCAGAUCGAGUGGUUCCACGAUGGCUCUGCUCUCAACACCAUGGCUCGCAAGUCUGCCAGCUAA